CUCCAGGACAAGCAAGACUUCACCGUCACGUUCACCUCCUACGCCGACACAAUUGAAUUUGGUCUUCCCUCAAAGGCUCAGACCGAAGACGAACGAGAGAAUAAUGACCAUCAACCCGACAUAUCUCGCGCAACGCACGCGCCAAUCUGUCAAUUGGGCGGAUGCGUCGGCGAGAGUGCGCAUGUCGUAUCGAGAAUGGCUGCGAGCGUCCCCCGAGAUCCAGACAAUGUACUCCCUAAACAUCCCCGUCUCCGUCAUCCGCACCAAAGUUCGGCAGCAGUUUGAGAAACACCGCUAUGUCAGCCAACUGAGUGUAGUGGACGUGCUGCUCUUCCAGAGCCAUGCGGAGUUUCAGGAAACCCUCAAUUACUGGAAACAGCUCUCGCAUGUGAUGAAAUACUUCAGACCGGAGGAAGAGCCAGCGGCCAGACUGCCGCCCAACUUUAUCUCUGGUUUCUUGGAGGGACGCAACUGAACAAUCGCUCGCUGUGAUAAAAUAGAAUCUUUCGUAAUGCUUAUGGCGCAGCGACAAGAAUGUGUAUAUACUAGAAACAGUUGAUUCAAUUUCAUUUGUGGUCUAUCCAUUUUAUUAAACUAUCUUACCGGUAUUGUAACUCUAGACAAGUGAGAG
Molecule: messenger RNA, 631 nt
Organism: Talaromyces proteolyticus
Lineage: Eukaryota; Fungi; Ascomycota; Eurotiomycetes; Eurotiales; Trichocomaceae
Product: putative NADH-ubiquinone oxidoreductase B14 subunit
Exons: 5
Coding region: 104-475 (123 amino acids)
Biological process (GO): response to oxidative stress
Source: RefSeq, a predicted model, not a curated record